Prunus mume (Japanese apricot) is the source of this 1327-nucleotide messenger RNA. Lineage: Eukaryota; Viridiplantae; Streptophyta; Magnoliopsida; Rosales; Rosaceae. The record is from RefSeq and is a predicted model, not a curated record.
AUGGCCAUAGAUCCCAACCACACCACCACUACAGCCACUGCCGCCAUGGCCACCACCACAGCCACCUCCACUGUCCCCACAACCACCACGAGACCUAUAAGACCCAUAUCAUCUUCUCCUGUUCCGCCUAAUCUGUACCCAAGCCAAGCCCUCCCAAUUCGAACCCAAUCACCAUCAGCAUCACCAGCCGAGGCUUCAUUCCCCGGCCCCGGUUGCCCAUUGAUAAGACCCACCUACAACUUGGCACCAUCUCCUCUUCCUCCUUCGAUUAAGGGCCUUCCCCUUUCUUCAACUCCCGAGGUUGCUCCAUCUUCAGUGCCUGACAGCAAUGGUUUUAAAGACAUCAGGGAUAAAAGCAGAGAUGAUAACUUAGCUGUCAUUAGAGGUCGAAAAGUCAGAAUGACAGAUGGAGCUUCUCUAUAUGUUCAUUGUCGGUCAUGGUUGAGGAAUGGAGUUCCUGAAGAAUGUCAGCCACAAUAUGGCGAUACUGUAAGGUCUCUUCCAAAACCAUCACCUAUACCUAUGGCAAGUGCUACUUUGCCAAAGAAGGAGGAAGGUGAACAAGAAAAAGAAGGAAAAAAAGAUGAUAAUGAGGAUGAGGAUGAGGAGUACAUUCAACGUUCAUCACCACAUGAUCUGUUAAAAAGACAUGUCAAACGCGCCAGAAAAGUUCGAGCACGGUUAAGAGAAGAACGCUUGGGGCGAAUUGCAAGGUACAAGUCUAGGCUUGCUCUUCUCCUUCCUCCUUUGGUAGAACAGUUCAGAAAUGAUCUAGCUGCUGGAAACUGACCCAAGAUUACUCUAUCAGACGUCAUUAACAUUUAGCACCUUCAAGUAUUUUCACGCCAAAUUAGUAGGUUCAUUUUUAGUUAUUUCCAACUUUGAUGGCAGAAUUGGUAAAUUCAUAUCCAAUCAAGUUCACUGUAUAAAUUGUCUUGAUCUGUUUUAUGGAUAGUUGUACAUUUGUCGCGCUUUGCUGUAAUGGUCACGUCAUUGUGUCACCAUGAAACAGAUUACAAAAUGUUAGUAUAGACCUGCCCAGCCCAGGGUAGAUGUGAGAAGUGGCAACUGAGUGAGGUACAUUUUUUCCCCCUGCCUUUUGGUUGUAAGUUGAGUGUUGUGAAUUCUUACGGCACCAAAUAGUUCAGUUGAGACAGAUUAUUGUGAAAAUUCUUUCAGAUUCAGUUUUCAUAGAAUUUCUUUAUCAGAGGAUGUAAUGAACUGAUGAGCUUUAGACUUGUAAGGCAUAUUGUCAUAUUUUUCGAAUACUUUGUUUCAUUGUAAACGAUUGUGAUAUUAAUUUUGGCUGGAGAUUUGUGUUUGGUAA